CCACAACAACAAACAAUAAAUACUUCCACUGGCCCUCCUUCGUCCCAUCCCCUUCGUUUGUUUUCUCUCCCGUCCCUUCGGCGCCUUUCCACCAUGUUGUCCUCCCUCCUUCACCAGGGAGCAGCCGUAUCCCUCGCCAUUCUGUCGCUUCUCCCUUCUUCCGCCGUUGCAGAAGUAUUCGAGAAGCUGUCCGCUGUCCCCAAUGGCUGGAGAUACGCCAACACCCCGGAGGGCAACGAGCCCAUUCGCCUGCAAAUCGCCCUCCAGCAGCACGAUGUCGCCGGAUUCGAACAAGCCGUGAUGGACAUGUCCACUCCGGGUCACGUCGACUACGGAAAACAUUUCCGCACCCAUGACGAGAUGAAACGCAUGCUGCUCCCCAGCGACACGGCUGUUGAUUCCGUCCGCGACUGGCUCGAGUCCUCCGGUAUCGACAACAUCCAGGUGGACGCCGAUUGGAUCAAAUUCCAUACCACUGUCGACCAGGCCAAUUCCCUGCUGCACGCCGACUUCAAGUGGUACAUCAGCGACGCCGGACACCACCGUCGCCUACGCACCCUUCAGUACUCCAUCCCCGACGCCCUGGUCUCCCACAUCAACAUGAUCCAGCCAACCACUCGUUUCGGCCAGAUGAAGCCCAACCGCGCCACCAUGCGCAGCAAGCCAAAGCAAUUCGACGAGCUCUUCCUCACCGCCGCCACGCGUGCCCAGAACACCUCCCACUGUGACUCCAUCAUCACGCCGCAGUGUCUGAAGGAGCUGUACAACAUCGGCGACUACCAGGCCGACGCUGACUCCGGAAGCAAGGUCUCCUUCACCAGCUUCCUCGAGGAAUACGCCCGUUAUGCCGAUCUCACCCAGUUCGAGCAGCACCUCGCCCCUUACGCCAUCGGUCAGAACUUCACCGUCGUUCAAUUCAACGGCGGUCUCAACGACCAAUCCGCCAGCAGCGACAGUGGCGAAGCCAACCUCGACCUCCAAUACAUCCUGGGCGUGAGCUCUCCGCUCCCAAUCACCGAGUACAGCACCGGUGGUCGAGGCCAAUUGAUCCCGGACCUGAGCUCCCCCGACCCGAACGACAAUAGCAACGAGCCCUACCUAGAAUUCCUCCAAAACGUACUCAAGCUCGACAAUGACGAUCUCCCACAAGUGAUCUCUACUUCCUACGGUGAAGACGAACAGACCAUUCCCGAAACCUACGCCCGCACCGUCUGCAACCUCUACGCCCAACUGGGCAGCCGAGGCAUCUCCGUACUCGUCUCCUCCGGCGACUCCGGCGUCGGCGCCGCCUGCAUGACCAACGACGGGACCAACCGCACGCACUUCCCACCUCAAUUCCCGGCCUCCUGCCCCUGGGUAACCUCCGUCGGCGCAACGAGCAAAACCACCCCCGAAGAAGCCGUCUAUUUCUCCUCCGGCGGCUUCUCCGACUACUGGGCCCGCCCCUCCUACCAAGACACCGCCGUAGAAACGUACCUCAACUCCAUCGGCUCCAAAUUCUCCGGCCUCUUCAACGCCUCCGGCCGCGCCUUCCCCGACGUCGCCGCCCAAGGCAUGAACUACGCUGUCUACGACAAGGGCGUUCUCGGCCAAUUCGACGGAACCUCUUGUUCGGCACCGACCUUCAGCGGCAUCGUCGGACUACUCAACGACGCAAGAUUACGAGCCGGACAACCCGUUCUCGGAUUCCUAAACCCGUUUUUGUACGGUGUUGGCCAGGACGCGUUGAAUGAUAUUGUCUCCGGAGGGAGUUUAGGUUGUGAUGGACGGAAUCGGUUCGGGGGAACGCCUAAUGGAAGUCCUGUUGUGCCGUGGGCGAGCUGGAAUGCGACCCCUGGGUGGGAUCCUGUGACGGGGUUGGGGACGCCGGAUUUUGAGAAGUUGAAGGGGGUGGCGUUGGAGGUUGAUGUGGAGAUUGACGUGGAUGUCGAUGGGAGUGGUGGGAAUGGGAAUGAGGGCUCGGAGUGAUUUUUUUCUUGUGAAUAUUUGAUUUGAUGUGGAUACUACUAUCAUGAUCCUGUCUUUAUUUAUUUUGAGGUUGAGAAGAUACCACCUAAUUUUCGUGAAUAUGAAUGGAUGUGCAUUGAUUGC
Aspergillus sclerotioniger CBS 115572 is the source of this 2091-nucleotide messenger RNA. RefSeq names its product S53 family peptidase. The record is from RefSeq and is a predicted model, not a curated record. Lineage: Eukaryota; Fungi; Ascomycota; Eurotiomycetes; Eurotiales; Aspergillaceae. The transcript is spliced from 3 exons. Gene Ontology annotation, molecular function: serine-type endopeptidase activity; tripeptidyl-peptidase activity. The coding region runs from base 94 to 1968 and encodes 624 amino acids. Gene Ontology annotation, biological process: proteolysis.